Messenger RNA from Anthonomus grandis grandis, 6049 nucleotides. RefSeq names its product TATA-binding protein-associated factor 172 (gene Hel89B). Gene Ontology annotation, molecular function: ATP binding; DNA binding; TBP-class protein binding. The coding region runs from base 210 to 5657 and encodes 1815 amino acids. The record is from RefSeq and is a predicted model, not a curated record. The transcript is spliced from 22 exons. NCBI's taxonomy places the organism in Eukaryota, Metazoa, Arthropoda, Insecta, Coleoptera, Curculionidae.
UCAUGGCUGUCAGUAUAAAUGUGUCCAUUGCAAGAUGAACUUUCCCUCAGUAAAAAGUACAAAUAAAGUUGAAUUUUCUUUAAAUUCUGUGUUAAGAAGGGCGAAGCCCCGCGUAAAAAGGUACAAGAUGCUCCGCGAGGUCAACUAGAACCGAACCCCGUCGAGUUCCAGAUUAAACACCGCACCGAAUCCAGGAUAUAAGCUAUAAAAUGACUUCGAGCAGAUUAGACCGACUGUUUGUGCUCCUGGAAACUGGCAGCUCGUCGAUCACAAGAUCGGCGGCCGCCAAGCAACUGGGCGAAGUCCAGAGGUUGCACCCCCACGAGCUGAACACCCUCUUAUCUCGGACGGCGGCUUAUUUACGGUCCAACAGUUGGGAAACGAGGAUAGCGGCCAGCGAGGCCGUCCGCGCCAUAGUCAGUAACGUGCCGCAAUGGAACCCCCAGGGACUGUUGGAGGAGGUCAAAGGGGAAAAUGAUGUGGGAGUGUCCGCCUCUUGUGUCGGACGACUGAGGUUCGAUCAGUUCGAUAUGGAGAAGGUGUUGGCGAAGAGUUCGCAUCUGAUGGCGUCCGAGGGCAAGGAGUUCGAUUUGGAGGAGGACUCUGCAUUAGGUCUAGACCUAAAAGAACGACUGGCCAAACAGCGUCAGUCCCUAAACAGCAAAUUGGGCCUCGACGGUGCGGCCAAAAUCGGUUUCGACACCGCCAGUCUCUUCUCCAACGAGGACCUGAUCGCGCACAUGGACAAAACGGACCCCAGGAACGAUUGCAACCCGGAAAAGAUGCCGGUCGGGGACGUGAUUUGCGGCGGCGCGACGGAGGGCCUCAGUUGUCGCGAGAUGAACAGGGCGCGACGCAUGGCCCGGCAAGCGGCAAGCAAUAAGCAAAAAACGUCUCGAGAGUUGCCGGAGGAAACGGGAAACGGGGGGACCACCGACGAACCCGACCGCAAGAAAAUCAAGACGGAAUUUAAGGAGGAGAAUCUCGUUUUCGAUCCUGAACCGAACGACGGCGAUUGGCCCCUGGAGUGGUUCUGCGACCAGCUGGGCCAGGAUUUGUUCCACUCCAGCUGGGAAAGGCGACAUGGCGCGGCGACCGCUUUACGCGAAGUGAUGACUAUACACGGAAAAGGGGCCGGAAGGGCCACCUAUUUGCCCAGCAAACAGAUGGAUUUCUACCAUCAGAUCUGGCUAGAGGACAUGUCCAUAAGGCUCCUGUGCGUGUUGGCCCUGGACCGUUUCGGGGACUACGUGUCGGACACGGUGGUGGCGCCGGUGCGUGAAACGUGCGCCCAAACCCUCUGCGCGGUCCUGAAACUGAUGACGCCCCACGGCUGCGCCCGCGUGUUCGACGUGUUGGCGCAACUGCUGCGCCACCAGGAGUGGGAGGCGAGACACGGCGGCUUGUUGGGCCUCAAGUAUUUGCUGGCCGUGAGGGGCGAUCUCAUCGACGACCUGUUGCCGAAGGCUUUUCCCUACAUUUUGCAAGGCCUGUCGGAUAUGAACGAUGACGUCAGCGCGGUGGCCGCCUCCUCACUUAUCCCCGUAGCGCCGAAAUUGACCGCUUUAGUGCUCAACUCGCUGCCGCAGGUAGUAAAUAAACUGUGGGACUUACUGUCGGAACAGGACGAGCUGGCCGCGGCCUGUAACAGUUUCAUGGGCCUGCUGGCGGCCAUUUUGAAUUUGCCGGAGGCGCGAGCGCUGUUGCCGGCGCGGCCUCCGAACGACGCGGUGCCCCGCCUGUGGCCCUUUUUGUCCCACUCGACGUCGUCGGUGCGCAAAGCGACUCUGGCAACGUUGCGCACCUUAACCGCCGACGCCGGCGCGACGGCGACGUGGGAGGCUCAACUGUUGCAGGACGCCAUGCGUCACGUCUUUCAGCGGGUCCUCGUCGAACCCGUUGUGGAAGUGAGAGAAGUGGCGGAAAACGUCUGGAACAAUUUAGUGAAAAACUCCGGGCUAGUCGAGCUCCUGCACGCCGCCUGCCCCUUCAUAACCGUCUGGCUGUUUUUGACCAUGCAACCGACCAAAGUGCCGUUCGAUCCCAAUUAUUUCAUCCACGCGAAAACGCACCGGAAGAACGGCACCAUCUUAGGAAACUUCGACCAUGGACUCGGACAUCCCAAGUACUACAUUGGAGGUACGGAAACGACUCCUUUAGCCACUAGGGAAGCGAACGCCGUGGAAGUGAGAUGUAUGGCCGCGCGUAUGUUGGGUCUGCUCAGUUGCUACAUAGUCAAACCCGCCCCUGGCAUAGUUUACACGGAGGGCAUCGAAAAACCCAUAGACUGUUACGAAAAAGUCUUGUUAGUCCAUUUGAACUCUAAGUCGGCCCUGCAAAGACUAGUCACUGGUUUGGUUAUAUCCGAGUGGGCGAAACUGAACACCGAGAUCGAAGACUGUCCGGCGAACCUUAAGUUACGUUUACACCAGUGCCAAGACGAGUUGAUUUACUUCGACGAAAUCGCGCACGGGUUCACGCGUUUAGCGCAAGAAACGCGCGAUUUCCUCGCCACCCUGAACCACUACAAGGUACCGCUGGAAUAUAACGAGGAGCCGUUAACGUUACCGUUAAUCGAACGUUUAACGGGCCCGUCGACCGAACGGGUUUUGCUCAAUGCCAAAAUGAAAGCGAAAAUGCUGGAGAGUCUACAGGAUCGCAGACGGUCGAUACAGAGCGCCGCCUUAUCGACCGGUACCGAGCAGAGAUGUCUUACGAUCAGUACCAAGGCCGCCCUAUCGGGGGCCAUAGUGACCUUCAAAGCGCUCCCGGACAAACUGAACCCGGUAAUAAAACCCCUGAUGGACUCGAUCAAGUACGAACCGGAGGAAAACCUGCAAAAGACGAGCGGCCGUCACUUGGCCGUCCUGCUGGACCACUGUCGGCGCCGCAGCCCCUGCCCGAACGACAAAAUCGUCACGAAUCUCUGCACGUUUUUACGCUGCGACCCGGAAUUCACGCCGCAGAUUUUCACCAGCGGCGGUGGCGGCGGCGAGGAGGAGGGCGACCGCGCCCUUAAGACGAGGGACAAUUACGAUGGCAUCCUGACCUUGAUUAAUCAGCAAAAGAUGGCGGAACGGUCGGCGUUUAAGAGGUCAAACAGUACCGGACGAGGACCAGGCCGACCCCCCAUAAACGAAGUGAACAUCGAGGAGGCCCCCGGCGACGACGAGCCCCAAAAACUGAACAAAAUCCAACGUCGAGGCACGACCUUCGCCCUCGGCGAAAUCACCCGCUACUUCGGGGCCGAGUUACCCGCGAAAAUCCCGAAAUUGUGGGACCUGAUCGUCGGUCAAUUGGUCAACGAGGUCGACGAUCCGGACACGUUCCGGCCGGUUUCCGGGGCGGAUCCGGUCGCGGAACGGCUGGUCGGCGACCUGCAGGUACUAGAAGUGACCGCGCCCAGUGUCCAUCCCGACUUGUUGCCGGAAUUGAUGGAGAAAACGUUGGGGCGACUCUGCGUCCUGUUGUCGCACCCGUAUAGGGCGGUCAGACACUUGGCCGCCCGUUGUAUGGCCGCCUUCGCCAAACUCGAUUCGGUCAAGGUGAUGGAGAUGGUGGUCAGUAGGGUACUACCAAAACUGGGCGCCACAGACUGUGAUAUAAAGCGACAGGGGGCGGUGGAAGCGAUCGCGUGCAUAGUGGACAGCCUCCAGUUCGACGUGAUCCCGUACGUGGUGCUCCUGGUGGUUCCCCUGUUGGGGCGCAUGUCCGACCAGAACCAGUCGGUGCGACUGAUGGGCACCCACAGUUUCGCCACGUUGGUGCAACUGAUGCCGCUGGACGGCGGCGUGCCCGAACCGGUGGCCUUGAAAGAGAGCACGUUGAACGCGGAACGGCAUAAGGAAAGAGAGUUUUUACAGCAGCUACUCUCACCCGCCGCUAUUCCCGAUUACGUGGUUCCGGUACCGAUCGCGGCGGAGCUGCGCAGCUAUCAGCGCGCGGGGGUCAACUGGUUGGCCUUUUUGAACAAGUACAAACUGCACGGGAUCUUAUGCGACGACAUGGGCUUGGGGAAAACGUUGCAGAGCAUCUGCAUUUUGGCCGGGGAUCAUUAUUAUCGGGAGCGGAAGUAUCGGCAAACGAAAUCGCCCGAUUGCGCUCCGUUGCCUUCGUUGGUGGUCUGUCCGCCCACCCUUACAGGUCAUUGGGUGUACGAGGUGCGAAAGUUCGUGCAGCAAAAACACCUGCGCCCCCUACAGUACAACGGGAACCCCGUGGAGCGGGAACGGUUACGCGGGAAAUUCAAAAAGUACCAGCUGAUCGUCGCCUCCUACGAUAUCGUCCGUAAAGAUAACGCCUUCUUCUCGGGCAUCAAGUGGAACUACGUCGUCCUGGACGAGGGCCACGUGAUCAAGAACGGGAAAACGCGCACCAGUUUGGCGAUCAAGAACUUGACGGCGAACCAUCGGGUCAUCCUGAGCGGCACCCCAAUCCAGAAUAACGUGCUCGAGCUGUGGAGUCUCUUCGAUUUCCUCAUGCCCGGAUUCUUGGGGACGGAGAAACAGUUUACCGCCCGUUAUUCGAGGCCGAUAUUGGCCAGCAGGGACGCCAAGUGUUCGCCGAAGGAGCAGGAGGCGGGCGCGUUAGCCAUGGAGGCUUUGCACAGGCAAGUUCUACCGUUCUUACUGCGCCGCAUGAAGGAGGACGUUUUGGACGACUUACCUCCGAAAAUCACGCAAGACUACUACUGCGAGCUGAGCCCGUUACAGGAGCAACUCUACGAAGACUUCUCCAAGUCGCAAGCGCACCAAACUCUCCAGGACUCGAUAUCAUCCGGAGUGACCGCCAGUUCGAUCCAGGGCAACACGCACAUCUUCCAGGCGCUCCGCUACUUACAGAACGUGUGCAACCACCCGAAACUGGUGCUGAACCCCGCCCAUCCGCAGUACCAGCGCAUCAUGUCGCACCUGCGACAGACCAACGCGCCACUGGAGGACAUCGGACACUCGGCCAAGUUGCCGGCGCUGAAGCAGCUGCUGAACGAUUGCGGCAUCGGCGUGACCUCCGCUCAGGACACCGAAAUCGCCGUCAAUCAGCAUCGGGCCCUCGUGUUUUGCCAAUUGAAGGCCAUGCUGGACAUUAUCGAGAACGACCUGUUUAAGAGGAACAUGCCGACCGUGACGUAUUUGCGGUUGGACGGGUCGGUACCGCCGGUCAUGCGGUACUCGGUUGUCACCAGAUUUAAUAACGAUCCGUCUAUCGAUGUGCUCCUGUUGACGACCCAAGUGGGCGGUCUGGGACUGAACCUGACCGGCGCGGACACCGUCAUUUUCGUCGAACACGACUGGAACCCGAUGAAGGAUCUACAGGCGAUGGAUCGGGCCCACCGAAUCGGUCAGCGGAAGGUCGUGAACGUUUAUCGGCUCAUAACCAGGUCCACGUUGGAGGAAAAGAUUAUGGGUUUGCAAAAGUUCAAAGUGCAAACGGCGAACACGGUGAUCAGCGGCGAAAACAGUCGACUGGAAACGAUGGGCACCGAGCAGCUGCUCGAUUUGUUCUCGAACAAGCCGACGCCCGGUGGAAGUGGAAGCGGCCCCGCCCAAAAGUCGAACAACGGCAUGCGAGCCGUACUCGACUCACUGCCGGAGUUGUGGGAGCACAAACAGUACGAGGACGAGUACGAUUUGUCCCAGUUUAUGACCAAACUGCAGUAGUUUAACAGAUUACCACCGAUAUACCGAAAGCAAUAAAAGUGACUUUUCAGGAACCAAAGAAGCCGUCAUUAGUAAUAAAACCGAGCGGGCGCGACCAUUUUGAUGUUGCGCAACCGAAACCGCUCGAGCGUCACGUAGCUUUAAAUCCAUCCGAUGUCAUCAUCGUCACUUAGAAAGAAGGGGCGAUCCAUCCACGAAAUAUGACGUCACGUUACCAGGAUUGAGUGAUGGGGAAUUUCAGUUAAGGGUUGUCCCUUUAUUAAAUUGUACGUUCUAAUUUAUUAUCAUUAUCGUUUCAUAAUAUGCGUAGGUUAGCCGAUUUAAUUGUUAUUUAGGGAAUUUUCUAUCUUUCAGUGUGGCAUAUUAAUAUAAUAAAAAGUUAUCUAAUGGUU